Molecule: messenger RNA, 234 nt
Organism: Fomitopsis serialis
Lineage: Eukaryota; Fungi; Basidiomycota; Agaricomycetes; Polyporales; Fomitopsidaceae
Exons: 2
Coding region: 1-234 (77 amino acids)
Biological process (GO): protein secretion
Source: RefSeq, a predicted model, not a curated record
AUGGCACCCCUACUUUCACGGACUCUCGAUCCUCUUCUUGGCAUCUUUACUGGUGUAUUUGCCUACUACUUGUACGAGAGCAACCCUCGCACGGCCCUUCCGGAAGACCAACGCUUGGGACCACUCAUGCAGUGGAAACUGGACAAGUGGAGACAGGAGCGUGAACGGAAGCUAAUGUCCGGCGAGCAGGACGUGGACAUGAACGCCAUUCGCGCAGCAGUGGAAAAGGAAUGA